UAUAGUAUUUGUUUCAUACGUCAAUGAUUACCCUCUUUAUGUUCUUUCUCUCUUUUCUCUCUUCGUUCUUUCUUCUUUCUUUCUCUUAUAUGAUUCCCGUGCAUUGAUGGCAGGGUGGAGUGGAAUGCGCUGUCAAUUAGUUUAUAGGUCUAUGCAUAUAACAUUAAAAACGUAUCGCUAAUUUUUUUAGUGAUAAGUUCUUAUGUCCUAUCCAUUUUUAUAUUAUCUAAGAGUCCAAAGGGCCCCCGGGUUUCACUUAGAGCUAGUAAUAAUAAUAAUAAUAAUAAUCUCCAAGGAGAUUAAAGACUAAUUUUAAUUUUGAUGUACCCAACCUAACUUGAUUACAUGUUAUCAGUGAUCACAUUAUUGUUCUUUAUUCUUUGUUCUAUAGGUUUUAACCAAUUUUUUUCAAACAUAUUUUUCGACCCAUGUAUUUCUUAUGGAAUGAACCGUGAUAACAGCUUGUUUUGAACCGUCGGUCUUAUCAAUAGACAAUUUGACGUCACUACUAUUUGUGCCUAUUAAAGAAUUCUUUAAUAUUUAUUAUUUGUAUACAUUUUACUUCUUUGAGAUACGACGCUAUAUUAUUCAAUAUUCAUCAUAUUUAAGAUUUACUUAGUUACAUUUUCGUAAAUUAUAAAAACAGUACAACUUUGAAUAAAAUUGGUCCUUGUCAGCUGUUGAUCAAAAUGAUGGACAAUUUGGAACCUCUGAACACCGAUGGUGGUCGUACAGUAAAAAUGGAUGUCCACUACAGUGCUAUGUGUGAUGAAACAAUUGCCGUCGCCGAAAGUUUGGCAGCCAGCGGUAAACUACCAGAAGCAUUGUAUAUGUUACUCAUGCUUGAAAAACAAACUAGAAACGGAUCUGAUAUAGCUUCAACUGGUCGACUUUUGGUGGCUAUAGUAAAACUAUGUUUUCAAGCUAAAGAAUGGGCAUUACUUAAUGAACAUAUUUUUCUGUUAAAAAACAGAAAAUCACAGUUGGAACUUGCGGUUAGAGCUAUGGUCGGAGAAUGUUGUAUAUUCAUUGACCAAAUGCCGGACGAAAAAACAAAAUUGAAGUUAAUUCAAUCUCUUAGAAUCGUUACUGAAGGACAGAUAUCUAUGGUAUUGGAUAGAGUUCAACUCACACAAAAGUUGGCUCAAAUUAAAGAAGAUAAAGGUGAUGUAACUGGUGCUGAAAGUAUCACUCAAGAAUUGCAGGUCGAGGCUUAUGAUUCUAUGAAAACACAAGAAGAACUCAUUUAUGAACAGUUUCGAUUAUGUUUGGCUAUGCAAUUUGAAUCAAUUACCUCAUGAAGCUACCAACAAAGAAGAAAUGGUCCAUAAACAUUUACAGACUUGUUAGAAAAAUAAUUAACUGUAAAUUUCUUCAAAAACACAAAUUUAAAAAUAAUUUAUAUGUUUUUUUUUAAUUAUGAUGAAUUAUAACCAUUUAAUAAAAAAUAUAAAUUAGAUUAAAUAUAUAAUAAAAAUGAAAUUAAUUAAUA
This is a messenger RNA of Metopolophium dirhodum (rose-grain aphid), 1492 nucleotides long. RefSeq names its product 26S proteasome non-ATPase regulatory subunit 12-like. Lineage: Eukaryota; Metazoa; Arthropoda; Insecta; Hemiptera; Aphididae. Bases 690 to 1301 code for a protein of 203 amino acids. Gene Ontology annotation, cellular component: proteasome regulatory particle, lid subcomplex; nuclear proteasome complex; cytoplasm. The record is from RefSeq and is a predicted model, not a curated record. The transcript has 4 exons.